GUGCACAGGGACAGUCCGCAAAGGGCGGGGGCCACAGCAGCUUGUCAGGACCGCUGCCGAGUCACUUGCAGAGAGGGCCAACCUGACAGGGGGGAAACUGAGGCAGGGUGUGGCCCUGGAGACUGAUGGUCGGAGCUGGACCUCUCUGCAAGAGUGCCCUCCUCCCGCUGGUAGCUGGGGGCCGGGUGGGAAUCUGACCUGGAGAGCUUUGGCCACAGGCCAGGUGCUGGGACCUGGGGCCUGCUGCUGGACACCCUCAGCCGGCCACCUGGGAGCAUGAGUGAGUGGGAAAGGGAGACAGAGGAGGAUGAGGGAGAGGUUGCUUCAGAUACUGUCCCCAUGCUGCCCCGGCUUCCUGAUCGCGGCGGCUCAGCCCUGCUGUCCGCUGGGGGUGCCAGCCUGGCUGCCCAGGCCCUCGGGACCCUGCUCCACCUGCUGCUGCCCGCCUCCGUGUUCCUGCUGGUGCUGCUGCCCGCAGCGGCCAUCGUCUACCUGGGAUUUCUGUGCCACUCCAGGGUCCACCCGGCGCCUCGCCCCGCCUGCCGCGCGGUGCUGUCCGACCGAGGCUCGGCGGCGCUCAUCGUGUCCGGCUUUCUGUCGCUGCCUCCACUGCUCGUGCUCGCCUCGGCCGCCCGCGCCCGUCUGGCUCGGCGCCUCGGCCCGCUGCUGCCUCUCCCCAUCUGGAGCCCCCGACUCUGCCGCCCCGCAGAGUCCAGCGACCCCGGGGAGCAGCAGCUGUGCGCCUGGGUGUGACCCCU
Condylura cristata (star-nosed mole) is the source of this 758-nucleotide messenger RNA. RefSeq names its product transmembrane protein 88B (gene TMEM278). The transcript has 2 exons. Gene Ontology annotation, biological process: negative regulation of canonical Wnt signaling pathway. Gene Ontology annotation, molecular function: PDZ domain binding. The record is from RefSeq and is a predicted model, not a curated record. Gene Ontology annotation, cellular component: plasma membrane. The coding region runs from base 277 to 753 and encodes 158 amino acids. NCBI's taxonomy places the organism in Eukaryota, Metazoa, Chordata, Mammalia, Eulipotyphla, Talpidae.